AUGGAUUCAACAACGAAAGCAAUAGACCCCUACGGCGACGUCAUAGUUCUCCUCCCCACUGCCACCGCCACAACCAAACUUCGGGUAUCCUCGAAAAUUCUAUCCACCGCAUCUCUCGUCUUCCGCUCAAUGUUUUCCCGUCGCUACCGCGAAGGUGCCGCUCUCGCUUCAACCACGGCUUUGGUAGAAAUAGAAUUCCCGGACGACCCCCCGCAAGCGCUGGAGGCCGUAUUCAACGUGCUGCACUUCCGACAUGACUGUGUGAGCGCGGACGUUAGCCAUGAUGUCCUCUACGAGAUUGCGCUCGUAGCGGAUAAGUAUGAUCUCGUGGUGGCGCUGGGACCGUGGAAGGAGGAGGGGUUUAGGGAGGGGUGUCGAAGGGCGGUUAUGCAGGAUUUGGGGUGCGGUGAUGAUGGUGAUGGUGAGAAUGAUGGGGGAAAGGGAGAGAAGGGGGGGGAGAAUGUAUGGGAUUACGAUGUGCUUCCAGAGAAACUUGUCGGAUUAAUCUCGGCAUACCGAAUAUCAACCAUCAAAUCCCUCCUCUCGGUAACAGCGCAGUUCAGGAGCCUAUACCAAGGCCCCGGCAUGAAAUGCAAACUCACUAGGCCGUCAACCGCGUUCCUCUCCAACGAAAAAGCCCUCAUUUGCGACGCUGCGAUCCUAGGCUCGCUGAUCCGGCACGAGGCUGCCAUCGGAAUAUUCCCCGUGCCCUCACCGCCGUAUAAUGGGAUCUCAGUCGAGAGCCUAGCCCUGUCAAUGAAGAAACUCCUCUGCUUCGUAGACAUUACCAUGGGGCACGGGAGUUGCACGAUUUCUGGGCAGGUGGUCAAGAUGGUGAACGAGGUGCUCGCUGGGGUGGGUACGUCGGAUAUUUGGGACUCAGCUAGGAAUACGGAUGGGGAGCGGGGGCAGUAAUGAGGGAGGGGCUCGGGCCAGUGUUUGUUAUAGGAAGGGGGUGGGUGCUCUGCUACGAGGAAGAGUGGAGGACAAGGGACGGGAAGUGUGGAUAGUAAUGGAGUUGGAUGGAUAUUUGGACCUCCUUGAUAAUGGGUCUUUUUUUUUCGCCAACUGCGGUGUGUGGUGUCUUGUGAUUUUCUGGGCUGGGCUGGGCUGGGCUAGGGAGCUUUUUUUCCCCCACAAGAUACCACUGUGGGGGGGGGACAACUUUCGUAGAUCUGGUACUGUCGAAAAUAAAUUUCCUUGCAGAAUAUCAGUACUGGUACCCUUUUAGAAUUUCUUUUAUAUAUAUAUUUCCUCCCA
Messenger RNA from Tuber melanosporum (Perigord truffle), 1260 nucleotides. RefSeq lists its product as uncharacterized. The coding region runs from base 1 to 915 and encodes 304 amino acids. The record is from RefSeq and is a predicted model, not a curated record. The transcript is spliced from 3 exons. Gene Ontology annotation, molecular function: protein binding. NCBI's taxonomy places the organism in Eukaryota, Fungi, Ascomycota, Pezizomycetes, Pezizales, Tuberaceae.